Messenger RNA from Plodia interpunctella (Indianmeal moth), 6443 nucleotides. RefSeq lists its product as uncharacterized. Gene Ontology annotation, cellular component: cytoplasm; dendrite; axon. The record is from RefSeq and is a predicted model, not a curated record. The transcript is spliced from 15 exons. Lineage: Eukaryota; Metazoa; Arthropoda; Insecta; Lepidoptera; Pyralidae. Gene Ontology annotation, biological process: chemical synaptic transmission; axo-dendritic transport; synaptic vesicle transport. Bases 255 to 6119 code for a protein of 1954 amino acids.
AUUGUAAGAAAAUAAAAAUCCAAAGACUAGACGUCAGUCGUCGUGUUGUGUCGUCGUACUAUGUCAUUUCACUGUUAUGUAUUAUACGGCUUUGUGGUCAAGUCAACUCAGCUGUUUUAAUUUCUUUUGUUUUUUAUUUUGUGGUGGUUGGCGAUUUUUUGUCGAAUUGGUUGUUCUUGCUUGCAUUGAUCUGAUUUUAAUACUACCUGCUUAGGAAUUAUCAAAAGAUCCAUGAGCUUUUUAAAAGGAAAAUAAUGGAGGGACUAACACAAAAUGAGAAGAUCAUUUGGUCUUGCUGGGAAGAUAAAUCACCCAGAGAUGUGGUUCGAGAGGCGGCAGCGAAGGGUACUCACAUCAAUUUGGCCAUAAAAUAUUUGAUGGCGAUUAAUUCAUGGCCUGAAGUUACUGCAAGGGAGUGGUUUUUAGCUGAGGUAAAAGCAUGGACAGUUCAGUUAUUAAUGAGAAAACAAAUCUUCAAAGUGCUUCAUGUUCUCGGCAAAGUUCAAAUUAAUCCCGAAGAUCAUUUGAUGACUUUGGCAGAGGCAUCUCCGCAGAUUGAAUAUAGAGAUUUUAUUGUUGAAAACAUUGAAAAGAUAUCUAAGAACAUUGCAGCAGAAAACCUAGAUAGAUGGAACACAUUUAAAAAAUAUUGGAACCUGUUGAGGUUUCUGGAGAAAUCUUUUGAGGUUGAUGGAACAUUCAAACAGAACAAGGUGUUUGGGGCUGGGAAAGAUAGAAUUAUUGUUAAUGAGAGUGAAAUUAAGGCUUUGACCAUUGAAAAUAUUGAAAAAUAUCCAGAGCAAUGGAAACGAAAAAUAGCUACAACUCUCUUUUUUGAUUCUUUUGAAUUUUCACUGUUGGAGUUCUCUUCACCUCAGGAAGUUUGGAAUCAUUUACUGGAACAAAACAAAGCAAUGAUUCUAGUCCGUUGGAUUAACAUUCAAACAUCAGAAGUGGUGCGCGAUUUGAAUGCACGUUACAACUUUUUUAAUAAUGAAGGGUUCGUGAAGAAAUUCCUGAAUGUUGAUACCAAAGGUUUUAACAACCAGGUCCUGGAAAAGUUAGACAACAUCUUCAGGAAUUGGCCCAUAUCCAAUGAAAUGAUAGAGAGUGUAGCAAAAAGUAACUGUUUUCCUUAUACUAAAAUGUGCAUCUAUGAUACCUUGUGCUCAUAUGGUAUAGUCAAUGAAGAUGAGCGUAAUAACCUGUAUCAGAUCAUAUCCAGGCUGACUAGGACUCAGAACUUGAGACUAAUUGACGAUAUAUUUUCCGAAUCAUGCGCAACAGUCACAAAACAACAGUUUUAUGUAGAAUUGGCAAAAUACUGUGUUAAAAAUAAACUGUAUAAAGUUUUAACAAUGUGUGUUGAAGGUCACAUUCUUAACACUGAUUUAUCGGAGGUGGAAAAAAGUGCAAAGGAAUGUAUUGAAUUGUGGCUCUUAUUUAAAAGUAUAGAACAGACUUCAGAUCGACAAAGCCAUGUUGUACCAGUGUACAAGACCUGUGAACAAAUAGCUUAUGAUGAUAUUGACAACUACAUUUGUUCCAAUCCACAUUUAGUGCUGGGAAUGAUUUUGCUAGAAGACAAUGCUAAAGUAUUUGAUAUUUUCUCUGAGGAAGAGUUUUUGAAUUUUAAAGAUUUUAAAUUGCCCAAUAAAGGGUAUAAAGACAAGCUUCCUCAUUUGUAUAAUGUUUAUAAAAAGUAUAGUGAUCCAAAACAAAAAUAUGACACAAGAGAUGUAAAUGUGUACCAGUUGCUUUCAGGGUAUAGAGGUCUCGAUGUAUCAAAGAUAUUUGAAUUUCAGUUGAUAAAUCAGAAUACUAAAAGUCUUUUAUCAGAAAAACCUGAUAGACGAAGUCUAGGUAGUUUAUUGGCUAGUGAGGUGGAUGUUAACGCAGCCAUCAUAAAAGUCUUUCCUCAGAGAAGCAUGGAUAUGCCAGAUUUUGCUAAUGAGAAGCUCAUGAAGAGAUAUGGUUAUGUAGCCAAAUUGAGCCAUGCUUACUACUUGAAGCAAUAUCGCCCUUGCAACGCAAGCCAGGCGUUCGUAGCACAACAAUAUUUGACUUAUAAUCGUCUUCAGGACAAGAGUAUAAAAAGCGCAUGUUGCGAAGCGCACGCGCUUGCUCUGCAGAACUGGUCCGACCCUGCGAUGACGGCGUGCGCCAUUUCAUUCGUAGCGAUGAUUGGCUGCAACCCGACAAGGUGCAGGGUUCACAUGUCCGCGGCCAAAAUGAUGAAGGACCACUUGUGUGGUCAGGGCACAUCAGAUGAUGAGGCCCAUAAGAUUGUCAACGAAUACAUGUCUAAACUGAUUCAAAGCAACGAUGAUGCCGCAAAAGAGAUAUUACAUAAUCUUGAAGAGAUUACCAUGUAUAAGCUCCAGGAAAAGCAUAUAACGGAUGCUAAAGUUGACAUGGCUGCAGUGCUGUAUGAAUCUCAGACAAUGGUUAAGUUCGCAAUAUUGCAUGAUUUGCCGCUUCCAGAGUUGUUGUUAAGGGAAUUUAUUCGAACGAACUCAUGGUUUAAUUUUCUAUUAUUCGGCGAUGUCUUCCGAUACCCUUUGCAACAGAUGUUGCAGUUGUCCCAGGAGUUUGAAAAUAAAGCAUAUGCGGAACACUUGAAGUAUAUCAUGCUGCACCGUAACUCCGAUGAGGGAUCUGAUAAGGAUUACAAGACUACAUCCAGUAAUGGGCAAAGAAGGAUAUCGCGGUUGAAUUCUUCAGAAACCAGCCCAUGCCACAGUUCCCACAGCAGCUCAGUGUCGUUCGAGUUCCCGUCGAGCGCGCACGUGGGCCGCGAGCUGUGGGAGGUGGCGGCGGCGUGCCACGGGCCCGAAGACCCCCCGGCCGCCCUGCUGCGGGCCGCCGACCUGUAUAGGGAGCCCUUACUCGUCCUUAUUGCCAGUUGUUAUGAGCCUAACGCAGUGGACGUGCUGUGGCUGCACUACGUGCUGUGUUCGCUGGACGCGGCGCGUGCCCAGGCGGCGCUGCGGCGUGAGCUGGCGCAGCAGCUGCCGCCCGCGCAGCAGUUCCAGCGCGUCGCCGAGCUCUGCCUCGCUGAUGGAUACGUCAGCACGCUGCACGAGUCUACUACAGUUUUCAUGCCGGAAAGUCCACUCACACUCCUCACAUCAUUCUUGCUUCGUUGCAUUCGCCAAAGGAAUUUCGACCCUGAGACCGUGAAGAUACUGACGAAUUUCGUCCAGCACUGCCAGCGAAAGUACAGUGUUGACACUUCGGGCGUGGCGUGGCAGUUGUCUAAGGAGGCAUUGCAAAGAGUAGCUGUUUCUCUUGUGAAGAUAGCCUUAACUCAGGGUUUUGAUAGCGCCUUCCAUCAGAGGGAGUUCCUGAGGUGUCUGUCUCAGGCUGAAUUUGGGAAAGGAUUUCUUGUACCGACACCAAACUUCAUAACUCUCCAUGAGAUACUACAAAUAUCAAUGGAGACAUCCAUUGUGGUCAACGUAGCUAAGUUGCUACAGGACGACGUCGAACAAUAUUUAUCUGAAUGCAUCGAAACUUACACGGCCAAUCGAAAUUACGAAGUGGCUCUUAAAAUAGCCAAACUUGCAAACCUCUCCGUCAAUAAUAUUCUCAAAGCUGAGUGGUCUUAUAAAUACGAAAUGAUGCUCAUAAACGAAGACAUCACAGUCAAAGACAAAGAUUUUACUCUUUUCAUCACUCAGUGCAGUGAAUCUUUCAAAAAAGCAGCUGUAACUUUCAACGAUGCUACGGAAUAUCUUAUAUGUCACGCGGAGCGUAUCACAGAUCCCGUGCAAAAAUUCUACACUUACAGAAUUAUCAUGAGUUGGUUCGAGGAGAAUCUCGAAUACGGAUGUAGACGGGAAGAAAUCGAGCAUCGAAUGUGGGACGCCUAUUUUCAAAGCGAACCGCAUAACGAUGUGUUUCUUAAUAGCUACAGAAGCACGUUGCAUUUCGUACUGAACGGGCAGAAAGAUGCGACUUUGUCGAGGAAAAUUGGACAAAUAAAUGUCGAUAAACCUUUUUCUUUGACGUUAAGAGAGAUAGAGAUCGAAUCUGAUGUUGUUAGUAUCGAAAAUGUUGUUACUUUGGACGAUCCUGACGCCAUUGAUAGUUGGCGGAAAGUAAUGUAUCAAUUAUUGGAGCUGAGGUUAUUAGUUGAUGCUUUUCGGCUAUCGGCGUUGUUCCGGACGCCACCUGAAUAUAGGUACAGGCCUCCAGCGUGCCCAGUGCAGAUAAUGCGAACAUGUCUGAAGUUAGCCGAAGGCACCUGCACACCGUACGAACUGCCUCAAGAAUUGAGGCUGGUUAUUUCUUCGCCAGUGCUACAGAAUAAACUAUCAGCGUCUGACACAUCGGACACGAGCUUCGAGGAGCUGGUGGUGAUCCAAGAGAAGCAACACGGCGCGCACGCGGCGGCGCUGUGCGCGCGCGAGGAGGCCGACCGCCUGGCCGCGCUCGACGCGCUCGCCGUGCGCUGCGCGCUGCCUCUCGCCAAACAGAUAGCCAGCUACUUCCGUAUAGCGCUGCAGAUAGGUUGGGACUACACGUCAGUGCUGAAGUACCAGAACCGCUCGGUGGACUUCAUCAACCUCGUGAGCGGCCGCGCGAGGAUGUCACUCGCCAACCUCGUCUUCAGGACCUUUAAUAUACCUUCUAAACAGAUCGCGGAAUACCUCUGCCGCGAAAUGGUAGCGGCGAUAAUAUCGCCCCACCUCGUGAAAACUUCCACAUUCAGACAAAAGGAGCACUUCCAAUACACGCUGUGGGGUUACACGCUCAGUUCCGACAUCGAAAUGUUCCUGAACAUGCGCCCAGACGCCUGCAGCCAUAUCGGCAGACUUAUCUUAGACCAUCUGAUGGCAUUUCAGAAGAUAUACAAAGCUACAAACCCGGUGCUACCAGAGAAUGUGUACGAUGAUAAUCAACUUGAUGUAGAAGCUUUGAUAGAUGAGGAAUACCAGAAUGUUGAAGGAGACGAAGUGGAGUCAGUUUUGACGGAAGAAGGGACGUUGAUGUCGGCUGAGACAGAGUCUGUUUUCUCUGUUUCCACUGUGUACACGACUGGCAUGAGAAUGUCCAGGGAAUCGAGGAGGAAUCUCUUUGAUAUGAUCUCGAGGGGGAACGUCCAUAUUAGAUAUGAAGUGAAGUCAAAUAUAAGGAAGAUAACGAAAGGUGCUAAGCUGUCAGCGAAGCAGGUGAACAUAAUCUGCAUCGAGCUUCUAGUGCUUGCGCACGAGUGUUUCUCCAGCGCGUGCGACACGGAGGGCGUGGCCGUGGCGCUGCGCUCUGCGCAGGCGCUCACAGCGCGGCUGCUGGGCGCGCGCUCGUGGCGGCUCAUGGUGCGGCUGCUCACCGGCCUCGCCCGCUACACCGAGUGCGGCUAUGUGUUCCAGGCACUACGCGACAACCAUCAAUUCGAGUUUCUGCUCGGCCAGUUCGACUACAUGCUCGGUCAGCAACCCGACAAAAUAGCGGAGUUCAAACAAGGGCUACUAGACUUCCUCAAAACACACUGCCCAGGCGACACAGACUCCUACAUAAUGGUCGCACUCCACUUCAACAUGUACGCCGAAGCGGCUAAUGUCAAAAGGAAACAGGCUACAGAUCUGAUUGAAGAUUUAGAGAAAAUGUCGCUGGACGCAGCUAAAAGAACGUCUAAGAAACCGUUCCAGCCGCCCGCCUGGCUGCAAAUACACGACAAUGUGCCGACGAGGUCGCUGUUGGAAACUGCGUUAAAUCACUGCACGGACGCUGCUGAGUUGUACUUGCAGGCCGGAUGCACUGGCUUCGCGGGCGAGAUGGCGGCGCUGGCGCAGCAGAUAGCCCUGCAGAUGUCUCUACUGAACGCCUCGCCAACCAGACUCAUCCUAAACAGGACCACGGAACAACUUUAUAAACUUGUCAGCGAAUAUUUGAGUUUCAUGGAAGGGCUGGUGCUGCUAUCGGGCCGUUGCGCGUCGUCGUGGCGGGAGCUGGCGUACCGGCGCGCGCUCGGCAACGACCAGGCCUUCCUCCGCGACAUGGCCGCUUACAGACCUGAUGUGGCCCACAGCUUCCUCGCCAGGUACAAAAUGGAGAAAAACAAAACGGCCGUAUCUCAAACCGCCAUGACAGAACUGAAAAACCUUUGUAGAUGAUAUAUACCUAUGUACUUCAGGUAAGAAAGGCAUUUUCAUAAAGAUCUCUAAUCGCAUAUAAUGCUCGUUAUUUUCGUUCCAAAGUAUAGAUUAUAAUAAUUAUAAGGUUUAAAGAAAUUAUUGUUUUGAAAAAUUUAUUAUAUUAUGUAAUCUAUAAUAAUCUAAAAUAUAUAUAAAUUUAGUACUAAUAUAACUGUUAUUAACUCAAAAAGUGACUAAAGCAAUUUUUAUUUAAUGUUUCGCUGUGAUAUUUUUAUUGACUGAUGAAUUUAUUUAUGUAUUUUUAUAUUCAGCUUAAGGAAAUAAAAUAAUUUUGUAAUCUUA